Xylaria bambusicola is the source of this 2387-nucleotide messenger RNA. Its product is annotated as putative 6-hydroxy-D-nicotine oxidase. The transcript is spliced from 3 exons. Bases 136 to 2088 code for a protein of 650 amino acids. Lineage: Eukaryota; Fungi; Ascomycota; Sordariomycetes; Xylariales; Xylariaceae. The record is from RefSeq and is a predicted model, not a curated record. Gene Ontology annotation, molecular function: oxidoreductase activity; FAD binding.
UUCGCAUUACUUCGCGACGCUCUUUUCCUUCACUUUCCGUCUCUCUCUUUUCCUCUCUCCUCUAUCCUCGACCAGUCCCUCCUUUUCUAUUUCGUCGGUCCCUUCUUCCUUGCUGUCUUGUUUGAGACAACACCAAUGGCUGUCUUGCGGCGGACAUUGAUCCUUGCGAGCGCGCUCGCUUGCCUGGCUUCCGCCCAGACCAUUAAGAAGAAUGGACGUGUUGUCGCUGCCGAUGAAACUACGGUGCCCAUUGCUGCCGAGAAUGUCCAGAGUGAGCUUGUUCUCACGGACAGCGUACUUGCUCAGCUAAGCAGCCAGGAGCUUUCCAAUGUCUCUCUUUUUGAUUUCGCGGACGACGUUGAAGCUACAGAGAAUGAUAAGCGAUCCCGCUUCACCGGGUGCAAGACAUUUCCUGGGGACAAGCUUUGGCCCCUGAAGAUUGUCUGGAAGGUCUUUGACCUUGUGACAGGCGGUGCCCUCAUCAAGACCGUUCCUGUUGGUGCUGUGUGCUACACGAACAGCGAGCACUAUGAUGCAGACAAGUGUCAGAAUAUCCUCGACCACUGGACCGAGUCUGCUACUCAUGCCAAUGAUCCGACGUCUAUUAUGUCGCCUCUCUUCCAAGGCAAGACUUGUAUGCCCCAGAAUGGUGAUGAUGGCACAUGCGAGCUAGGUGGUUUCCCAAGCUAUGCUGUGAACAUCUCCACUGUCGCUCAGAUUCAGCUGGCUAUCAACUUCGCGCGCAAUACGAACAUUCGACUGAUCAUCAAGAAUACCGGACACGAUUUUCUUGGCAAGAGCGCCGGCGCCGGCGCCCUGUCAAUCUGGACUCACAAUCUCAAAUCUAUCGAUUUCAUCGAGCACUAUGAGGGGUGCGGCUACAGUGGCCCGGCCAUGAAACUCGGCGCCGGCGUCGAAGUCGGCGAAUUGUACGCAGCAGCCGACAAGUACGGUGUCAGUGCAGUUGGCGGAGAAUGUAAGGGUGUCGGUGUCACGGGCGGCUAUAUCCAAGGUGGUGGCCACUCUCCUCUCAGUUCCAUCUAUGGCAUGGGUGCCGAUCAGGUCUUGAGCAUAGACAUCGUUCUUCCUAAUGGUCGCUUCAUCACUGCCGACAAAAAAAACCACCCGGAUAUUUUCUGGGCCGUCCGCGGAGGCGGCGGCGGCACAUUCGGCGUCGUGACUAGCAUGACUGUCAAGGUGCACCCGAAGAGUGUCUACUCCGGCCUUACCUUCUUUGUUACGAGUGGCAACGACUCUCUCGCCAAUGUUACCACCGAGGCCUUCAUUGCCGGCCUUGAGGCUUACUGGCGCAGAUUCCCCGACUACGCUCCCGUAGAGGGCCAUUAUGGCUAUUCCAGCGUAUACCCCCGCUUUGACGGCAUCCCGGGCUACACCUGGCAGUUUCACCCCUGGCUAGCCCCUAACACCAAGCUCGCCGAUUUCAAGAAGACCGUGGCACCCCUUCUGGCAGAAUGGGAGGAGGUCGGCUUCAACGUCGAGCCCGAAUUCUUCGAGUACGACAACUUCCUCACGCCGUGGAAGGAGCACUUCCCCGUCGAAUCUGUCGCCAACGCUGACCUCCGAACGGGCUCGCGGCUGAUCCCCGCCAAGAACUGGGAAGAUCCUGUCUUGCUUAAUCAGACGUUUGCGGUGCUCGAGGAGGUCAUGCAGGGCAGCGCACUAAUUAUGUACAAUAUCGUGGGUAAGAAGCAGCGAAACGUCCAUAACGCCGUCAACCCGGCGUGGCGCGAUAACCUUUUCUACGUGAUCGUGGGUUCUUCCUGGACGGACGACAGCACGUCGGCCGAGAUCGAGGCCGCCAACAAGGCCAUUACAUACACCACGCUGGAGAAGCUCCGCUCCGUGUCAAAGGGCGCCGGCUCAUACCUUAACGAGGCCGAUAUUGCGGAGCCCGACUUCCAGCAGGCCUUCUGGGGUACAAACUACGACCGUCUCCUGAAGAUUAAGAAGGAGGUCGAUCCUUGGGAUACUUUCUGGGCUCCUACUGCGGUUGGCAGUGAGGGCUGGUACAUCACGCGUCAAGAGCCGUGGCUGCAGACUCAGAACGGACGUCUCUGCCGCAAGUAAGAGCAAAGUGAGACCUUUGCAGUGCACAGCUUGGUCGGCUUUCUUUGUUCCUUAAAAUUGUGAAGCUGAACUAUAACUCUCAUUCACGCCAUAGGCUUCAGUCGAUACCCAAAAAGAAAGCGUCGUGGUUCGAGUUCCUUUAUAUGAGAGAUAUAUACGUAUGUAGUAUUAAUACUAGUAUCCUUUCCACCCGAUAAAAUUCAAAGCAAAAUGUUAUAAGCAAGAGUUAUUGUCAAUGACUUCGGUAUGGGGAUACAUCAUUAACAUCUAAGGUAUUGGAAUGCAUAGUUAAAGUCUCC